CUCAGAGUGAAGCAAGCUGGGGUUAGCAUUCAAAAGAUUGUACCUGGCCUUCAAAUAUUGGGCAUUCGUCUCAAUCAGUACUUCACUAUUGUACGCCCUGAAGUGAAAUUUACCAUCUCCAGUGUUCAGAGAUUUAUCAACAGCCAAUUUGUUUUCCGGACCAAGAGAGAAAUGAUGCCGGACUCUUGGAAGCAGCGUCCUAUGUUAGAACUAAGAGGGCAGAUGAUCUGGAUGGAGUCUGUUCAGUGCAUGCUGUACCUUUGUUCCCCUCUGCUGCGUACAUUGCAUGAGUUGGAGGAAAGACACAUGCACAUUUCGGACAUAGCUCCCCAUGAUGUCACUAGAGAUUUGAUCUUGCUCAACCAACAGCGGUUGGCUGAGAUGGAGCUCUCCAAUCAACUGGAGAGGAAAAAAGAGGAGCUGCGGAUCCUGUCUAAACACCUGGAGGAAGAAAGGAAGAAAACAGAAGCCCUCCUGUAUGCCAUGCUGCCUAAACAUGUUGCCAACCAGCUCAAAGAGGGGAAACGAGUUGAGGCAGGAGAAUUCAAAGAAUGUACUAUAUUAUUCAGUGAUGUUGUGACUUUUACCAACAUUUGCGCCCAGUGUGAGCCUAUUCAGAUAGUGCUCAUGUUAAAUACAAUGUAUCUACGAUUUGACAGGUUAACCACAGUACAUGAUGUCUACAAGGUUGAAACCAUAGGCGAUGCCUACAUGGUUGUAGGGGGUGUCCCUGUCCCUGUAUCAACCCACGCUGAACGGGUUGCCAACUUUGCCCUUGGAAUGAUCAUAGCAGCCAAAGACAUUAAAAACCCUGUUUCUGAAAAUCCUAUUCAAAUUAGGGUUGGGAUCCACACAGGGUCUGUCCUUGCAGGGGUUGUUGGAGAAAAAAUGCCACGUUACUGUUUGUUUGGAGAUACAGUGAAUAUAGCAUCCCGGAUGGAAAGUCAUGGAGUGCCAAACAAAAUCCACCUCAGUGGCAGUGUUUAUCAAUGCCUCAAAGAAAAUAAUUUUGAUAUUAAGGAAAGAGGAGAAAUUGAUGUAAAGGGCAAAGGAAAAAUGCACACUUAUUUUCUGGUCCAAAAUACAAUUGCAACUGAGAAUGAGAUCAUGGGAAGACCAAGAGAAGAUGCUGGCCUCAACCACGAAACUUCUCAAUUGUCUCAAGAUUGCACGGCUGAUGGCAUGCAAAACUCUUUCUCACAAGAUGUCCCACUGAAUUCAGACAAGGAAUUGCCUCCUAUCGUACCAAUGAAAUACGCAGAUAGACCCAUAGAAAACCACACCAAUGUUAAAGGAAGGCAUGAAUCAAGAGCAAAGGAUUUAACAGACAAACUGCUUGAUGCAGAGACCUAUGCAAGUCUCCAUGGUGACCAGCAGCCAAACCAAAAUCCAUACAAUUUCAUACAAAGAAGACACAGGCCAGCUGCAGAGACACCACAGAUCAGGAAUAACAGAUCUAAUUUUUGUAACCUGUUUUAAUGUUCACAUUAGAGUAUUUCUGUGUCCUAUGUUAUUAUGUUUCAUUGUUGUCCCCUUGGAACCUUUAUGCAACGUCCAGUGAUCUAGUAUGUGUUUUAAGAUUGACAUGUCUUUGUUUCACUGGUAGCAAUAACAAAACAAAUGUCAAUAUUAUUAUGGUCAUAGUAUUGACUUGUCUUAUGUAUGAGUAUAACUUUACCUCAUCUAUGACAUGGGAGAGCCAGUCAGCAUAUUUUGUAGUGUUUUUUCUCUGAUAUGUUAUAUUGCAAAAAAACAUUGUUGAAGUCAGUUAACACAACAAUUCAUAUGAACAAGUUCAACUGUUCCCCAUUCCUGGCCUCUGAACAAUAUGUCUCCCAUUUAUUUGUAGUUUUAUAUUCACAUAUGGUUUCAAAGUCCUCCAGAAGUUGCUAUCUUUGUUUAGUGUGGAUAUAACUGUUUUGUCUGUGUAGGCCCUGAUAUUCAUUUUGGAACAGAAGAAAUGGUCUGUCCCUCAGUCCUGAGCGACAAUAUUUGUAUUGUACAAUAUUUUCACCUAAAGACAUUGACCAAAGUAAGUCAGUUAGGAAACAUGCAUUCCAAGAACUCUGUGCAAAUUUCAAACCCUAUUUUUUACUUAUGUUAUGACUUAAUGAUUCAUAUUUCAUAAUUGUGAUGAAAUCCCAUCUUAUUGCAGAUGCCUCUGUCCUCUCCUCCUCUUACGUCCGCACACUCCAAGAUAUACAUAAAUAAAGGAUAAGGCACCUUCUUUAUUUAGAGUU
Messenger RNA from Thamnophis sirtalis, 2240 nucleotides. The record is from RefSeq and is a predicted model, not a curated record. Lineage: Eukaryota; Metazoa; Chordata; Lepidosauria; Squamata; Natricidae.